GCACCAUUGGCACAGUUGUAGAGAUGGUGAUCCUGAACAAAAGGCAGCUAUGCUUCUUGAAAGGGGGCCACCAAAGAAGAGGAGAAAGAAGAAGAGUGCCAUACAGGACCCUGAGGCGGCCAUGGUAGUUGCAUGUGCUUCUACAACUGCUCCGGUCAUGGUAUACCCAUCUAGAUCUAUCAAGGGUUCUAAAGAACCAAAACAUGCUUCUGGGGAACAAAAGGAAAAAUCUAAGAAGAGUGUGCCGCGAAAGGGAAAGGGUAAGGCUGCCAAAGAGAAGAUUGCCUCACGAGUUGUUGCUAUUGGAGAGCAGACACCAAAAGGCAAAGAAAAAUGCAGCGAAGUUGCUCCACAUGAUAGCCCAGACAUGGGUACAAGAAGCAAAAGGACAUCUCAUAGCCCAGCUAUGAGCACUAGGAGCAAAAGAGCACCUGUUAGAUUGGACUUGUAGUGUGUGCUCUGUUUCGGUGUAUGUUUGACAUUAAAACAUGUUGAGACCUCUCUGUUUUGUGUUGUGAUGAACCAAUAUGGUCUUGUAACAAAUUUGAUGUUUGUGAGGGUAUAUUGCUCAUGAGAUGCAAAUUGUGAUUCUAUGCUAAUUAAGCGAAAA
Triticum urartu is the source of this 610-nucleotide messenger RNA. The record is from RefSeq and is a predicted model, not a curated record. NCBI's taxonomy places the organism in Eukaryota, Viridiplantae, Streptophyta, Magnoliopsida, Poales, Poaceae.